Molecule: messenger RNA, 6332 nt
Organism: Callorhinchus milii (elephant shark)
Lineage: Eukaryota; Metazoa; Chordata; Chondrichthyes; Chimaeriformes; Callorhinchidae
Gene: siah2l
Product: seven in absentia homolog 2 (Drosophila)-like
Exons: 2
Coding region: 1-978 (325 amino acids)
Biological process (GO): proteasome-mediated ubiquitin-dependent protein catabolic process; multicellular organism development
Cellular component (GO): cytoplasm
Molecular function (GO): zinc ion binding; ubiquitin conjugating enzyme binding; ubiquitin protein ligase activity
Source: RefSeq, a predicted model, not a curated record
AUGAGCCGGCCCUCGUCAGCCGGCGGCGGCGGCGGUGGCGGAGGAGGCGGGGGCGGCGGCGGCGGAGGAGGCGGCGGCGGCGGCGGCAAAGCGGGCAAACACACCACCACGGCGGCCGCGGUGGCGGCGGCGGCGGCGGCCGCGGCGGCGGGAGGCAACCCCGGGGCGGCCGCGGCGGCGGCGGCGGCCGCGGCGGCGGCGGGAGGAGCCACCCCGCCUCAGCCCGAACUGACUUCCCUCUUCGAGUGCCCCGUCUGCUUCGACUAUGUGCUGCCGCCCAUCCUGCAGUGCCAGGCCGGGCACCUGGUCUGCAACCAGUGCCGCCAGAAACUGUCCUGCUGCCCGACCUGCCGGGGCCCGCUCACCCCGAGCAUCAGGAACCUGGCCAUGGAGAAGGUGGCUUCCACCAUCCCCUUCCCCUGCAAGUAUGCCUCAGCUGGAUGUCUCUUGUCUUUGCACCACACGGAAAAGCCAGAACAUGAGGAGGUGUGUGAAUUCCGCCCGUACACAUGCCCUUGCCCGGGAGCCUCCUGCAAAUGGCAAGGAUCACUGGAAGCCGUCAUGCCUCACCUCAUGCAUGCACACAAAAGCAUUACAACCCUGCAAGGAGAGGACAUAGUAUUCCUGGCAACUGACAUCAACCUUCCUGGUGCUGUGGACUGGGUCAUGAUGCAAUCCUGCUUUGGUCACCACUUUAUGCUCGUGCUGGAGAAACAGGAGAAGUACGAGGGCCACCAGCAGUUCUUUGCCAUCGUUCUUCUCAUAGGCACUCGGAAGCAAGCUGAAAACUUUGCCUACAGACUGGAACUGAAUGGAAACCGCAGACGCCUCACGUGGGAGGCCACCCCAAGGUCUAUCCAUGAUGGGGUAGCAGCAGCAAUCAUGAAUAGUGAUUGCUUAGUCUUUGAUACCUCUAUAGCCCAUCUUUUUGCAGAUCACGGGAACCUGGGUAUUAAUGUUACAAUAUCAAUGUGCUGACUUGCAUUGUUAUAAUACCGCAGUUUACACAUAACAAUAGAAUGUUUUUUGAGUCAGAGGAAACAGUAGGCAGAAGAAUGCAGUUCUAUAUACUUUAAGCACCUUGCCUGUGUAAUUGGUGCAAGCCCUUUUGACUGCUCCAUGCGUGCAUGUGAUGGAAUGUAAUGAAGGCAUGCUCAGCACGUGGCUCCAAGCCUGACUAAAAGAAGAUGGAAACAAUAUCACCAAAAUCGAUCCAAUUUUAAUGCAGCUGUUUUAUAAGUGAAAAGUGAUUCAACCUUGUUUUUUUUAAAGGAAAAAAAAACAGAAGUCUUGUUUUCCUGUUUCAUGUCUCUUGUAAGUUCAUAUUACUUGAGCGGAGUUAUUCAAGCUAUAUUUAUAUACGGGUCCAGUGUAUAGAACUACAUUAUACGCCACAACAGUACUUAAAAAUGCAAAGCCAGUAGACGCUUGUGCCUAUCUUAAUAUGCUUCAGGAGAGCAGUAUCUCAGUAGCUACUUAUUAUUUAUGAACAUCAAUAAUGUUGAGCCAUGGAAUGCAGUUGAUCUCUCUUCAUUGCCAUGGCAAAAUGGGGUUGUUUGAAAUUUUCUUUUGGGUAAAAGGUGUGGUGUAACGUUGUGACGAGCAGAAUUGAGGAUUCCCAUUAGUCUACACAGUUGUGGAUAAAUCUAGCUCCAUCACCAUCCACUGCAGUGUUUUUUUAAAAAAAUACUUUGUAAUCCCAAUAGUACCUGUAUAUCUAUUGAAUGAUUUUUUUUAAAAAUAGAAAACCUGACUAUAAAUCAGUUGUGUAAAUAUUGAUUUCAGUCUCACAUUUUUGGGUACUGUUUUCAUUAUUUGUGUUUCUGAAACAUGUGAGAGAAGUUGCUAUACUAUGUGGAGUGGACACAGGCACAUUGCUCAGCUGCUAGACUGCACAGGCACAGGUUUCAGUGAUUGAAAUGUAUCUUUUUUCCACAAAAGAAAUUCUAGAGAAAUUGUGUAGAGCCAGUCAGUAUUUAUUCUUUAUGAUAAAUUACAGCUAAUAGCAAUAACGUGAGCUUGCUGACUUAUAAAUGAUACUGAGUACAGCAUUACUCAAAGCAUUGUUUAAAUCACAUUUUUAUGUUGGAUUUGAAUUGAACGAACAUGCUAGUGGAACACUAAAGAACCAAGGAAGCGAUGAACUAUUACAUUCUUGUGAACGGGAGUAAUUAUGUACCUUAGUUAAUUGUGCUCAGAGUAGUCGGGGCUGGUCUCAAUUUUCAGUAUAACAAACUGGGCUAAAAAAAAAGAUCUUGAUUUCCCAUCUCUACCAAGAAAAGAUUAACCUGUUAUAUCCCACCUACCCGAGGCUCAAUGAAGUCUUUCAGCCUAGAAAAUUGGAGAAAUAUAUGGCUCUUUGAAGGGUUUUGUAUCCAGAGCACACAUGACCUCAGUAGUUUCUCCAUUACUGUUGUGUUUGGACGCACAUGCUCACAUGGUCUUCUAUCCUACGAAACCCAGGAAACUGGGUUUCCAUCUUGACAAGGUUUGAAGUUGUUGCCUCAUUAUCCUCAAUAUAGAAAUGUACUUCAAAAUGAAAUGCUUAUUCGAAAACAGUAACCCUGACGAGUUCAGAGAGUCCUUCAACGCAUUUGCUCCUUCCUACCAUAUCAUUCUAGGUGACUUUCCCACUGAGAUGUGAAAUUGUAAGUUCUUACAUCACCACUACUGGUAGUGAUGGUGGUGAAUUAAUUCAUUUACAUCCGACUACUGUGGAUAUGGGAAGAAUAGAGGAAGAUAUCUCCCCAAAGUCAACACCAGUGGUUAGGUUUGCUUAAUGCAGCCUGAUUGUACAUGAUCAUAUAGCCCUUCUAGAUGAUUUAAACGACUGCUGACCAACCUGCUAAGUCAACUUGUUGAUGUGCCCCGGACUACUGUCAAUGCCUCCUUCACCAAUGAUCGAUGCUAGCACUCACACAUCACAUCAGUUAGUGUCCCAAUUACUUGCAUUUUAGAAUUCUCCAAGUUUAGCUAUUAAAGAUGAUGGGAAGUGGAAAGCUAUUUGCACCUCCUUCAUCAUUAGAUGUCUUGAUCUUAUUUGUAUUUAAAAACAGUGAUUACAAUAUCAUUUUGAUUGUUGACUGACUACUCACCUAAGAGGAGGCUUAUUGUAAGCUUGGUAUCUGCUUUCCCCUGGGGAAAAUUGCAACUAGCAACCUCUCGUGCCUUCUAAGGUUUGAUUUCAAAUUGUAAGGUGUGAAACCACUUUUUGCUCAUCUCUCUCCAGGCCCGCAACUCAAAAGCUGGCAAUUCCUUUGCACCAAGCCUGCCACUUGGCAAGAAAUAGCAUAAAAUGUUUUCGGGUGUGUUCGACAGUGGUUGGUAUGAAGUUGCACUAUUUCAUAAAUUCAUCAAUGAUCCUCGGCUUCAGAUGCUAGCAAUGGCUCUGAUAUAAGCUCCAAUUAUAUAUGCAUCAGGGCAAUGAAACUUCAUUACCACACAGUGAUCUGCUUGCAAUAAUGUGUUAGCUCAGGAUAUUGGCAAUUGACCUGCCCUUUUGUACUUGGAACUUGGUGGGAGAUGAAAGGGGGAAAAGUGGACCAAAAAUUUCACCAAAACAAGUGGCAGGAUAAUUCUUAAUUCAAGUGGGGAUAAACUUAAGAAUUAAGAAAGAGCUUUCUCACCCUCCCAUCCCAGCAGUUUUAUAGACAGUAGGUUAUGACAACUUUUUUUUGGGUGGGGGGGGGUGGAUAGAAGAGGAAAUGAGGUAAGAGAGGUGUUGCAAUCCCAGGCUACCAAGUACAUGUUUCAUGAUUGGGAGUGAAUUUGAGUUUGAUUCCUUUCACUUUGUAUUCACAGCACAAUCAGCCCAUUGACUUGGUGUUUAUGUAUCAGCCAAACGAUGCCCUUACGAGAUGCUGCUGUCAGCUUAACCUAUAUUCCAAAAGAAUUCACCCAGUGGAAGCCGCCUACGUUUGCUUUUGGGUUCACAUAUUUUUCCCCAAAUAUUGACUGGAUUAUUUUGGUAAAUUUGCUGGAAGUGACUUCAAAGACCCUCUAUCAGAAUGGUGCAAAUGUUUUGUUACUGGGUCUCCAGCCACAUGGGGUAAGGAAGUAGUGGAAGCUUUAAAGUACAUUGACCCAUACUGGACAGGAACCUGAUUUCAGGCUCCUGAUACUGAUGAUAGCCACUGCCUUUAGGAUUCCAGGUGAGUUGCUUUCUGUGCAGCUCUCCCAACUCCAGUGGCCAAAAGCAAUAUCGUUCUGUUACUUUACCAGUCUCUGACCAUUCCUACGAUUCUUCUUUGUGAGCCAGGCAACAUCUGGCCUUGGCAGUCAUCCAUCCGACACACCAACCAAAUGGACCAGAGAGCAGCGCAUCUGUCUUUUCAACUUGCGUUGCCCAGUGAGCAAAACCAGCAGCUCUCCUAAUGACAGACUCCACUGCAGUGAUCUGAUUUAUCGUCCCAAUCGGGGUAGCAGGAGAAGAGCAGUAACGUGGUUGAAGCCUCGGCUUUGACGUCCUGGAGAGAACAGUGAUGCCAUAGGCAUUGUAGGGUUGCUAUCACAAUAUCUGGCAGAUAUAGAAAAACAAUGAUUCUCUCCUCCAGCAGCAUCACCCUGCCCCCACCCCACCCCCAUAUUGUCUCCUCCUGUAUCUUCCCCUCCCCCAGUAGACAUUUUAUAAUGAUUCUCCAUAAUCUUGGGGGACUUCAGUGAAAGCACGUUGGGUGUAUUCAGUUGGUUUUGAGAUUGUAAUAUCCUGAUAUAAGCUGAUCAGCAGGUACAUCCUGCUCUUCACUUUGCUAGCGGGGCAACACUGAAGGCCUGCACGGCUAUUGCUGCCUGUGCCCGCUUCUGGAAGUAACUAGAGUAAAUGACAGACCUUCAAGUACUAUUUAAACUUCACUGAACGAUAGAGGGGUCUAUACCUCUGCCUAGCAUGAUCUUUUUAUAUUAACGUGGGAGGGCUUUUCUCGCGUUUUUAAAUAGUUGUGUUAUUAACGAAAGCAUAUUCCAUAUUUUGCCGUUCUUCCUAUCAGCUGAUUUGUGGGGCUUCUGUUUUGGUGUUUUUCAGGUAGGUUUGCUGCAUUCUCUUGGAGGUUUGAAAGAUGUAACCUAUGCAGCCAUUGUUAUCUUUUAAUAUCCAAUACUUUUAAUUGAUUUCAAAAACGUUCGGUGAUCUGGUUUUAAUGAGUUUUAUAAUUCCUUUUCUUGUCCCCCAAUGUUUUGAAAUUCUUGGCAGAGUUUCAUACUCGAGUGAAAUAUAAAGAAAAAUGGGCAUCGUUUGAUACGAUAUCUAUGGAUAUUUGCAGUGUAGCAUGGGGGAUAGUCAGCCUAUCCUUCCAAUCUUUCAGACCGAAAAUAGAACACUGGUUUCAUCUGACCAUACGUUGAGUAUCAACUUUGGUUGAAAGACUGACAGGUGACCAGCAGCUAGCUACCCAAGGAGGCAUUUUAGUUUUAUAGGGACAAUAGCAAGAGAAGACUGUGUCCUAGGUCAUAGUCUCUUACUUUGGUUGUAUGAUUUAGCUUGCCUCAAUACUUGAAAUACCUUCAUGUAAAUAUAACUGAGUUUAUUAACCUUCCCCUUCCCAGGCACUGAUCAAGAAUAACCCAACUAAGACCUAACAAUAAUAACAAUACUAGUUUAGUAAUUAUUCCACCUUGCCAAGGUAAAAUCUUUAAAAUAUACCCAACUGAUUCAUACAGAACACCAGUCGAUGUAGCGUAUCGCUUAAAUCCGUGAAAAUAGUUGGCAAAUCAGUGCUCAAUUUUGUGUACAAUAACAUUUUCAAAAUUAGGAGUGACCUACUUAGUUCAGCCAUUGAGGAAAAUGCUGAAUUUAACCAGGGUGAAAAAACAAAUGAGAAUGUCCUCAGUACAGUUGAGUUUUUCUCUGUUACAGCAAGCAGCACAUUGAGUAUAAUUAGUCUGAAAUCAAAACCCAGCAGAGGGGCCUAUUGCUUUGAAUUUUGUCAAACAAGGUAGUUUAUACUGUAUGAGUUUUUAAUUACUUUUUGUAAUUAAGCUAAUGUGCAUUUUUGAAUUCAGAUACUGUGGAUUUCCUGUUGAGCAGGUGUUAACGUUUGUAUUGUACGCGUUUUUUUUCCCCAAUUUUUGUUUUCUAUAUUUGUGUUCCUAUAUUGCCACGUUUUCUUUCUGUGUACGUUUCGCUGUACUGAACAAAGAAAUAGUUCUCUGUUGAGAAAAAAAUGUUUAAUUCUUGUUGUUAUUAUGAAUGGCUGUUAAAACACAGUAAAGCCUAGUUUUGAAGUAACCACUUUUUUAAAAUGAGGAUGACUGUUCUGUACUAGUAUAAAGUAAUCUGUUUCUUGUUUUAUUUGCUCUGUAUCACAAUUGCAACAAAUUAAAACUAUUUACAUGGA